AUGGUCUCCCUUAGAGUGUUCAGGGCCAGAAACCAUCCAAGUGCCAGGCCAGUGUGUUCCGUCUGCCAUCCAAGUUGCUUUAGACACCUUCAGAGGCUCCAGUGCCUCAUCCUCAACAACAGUCUGCCUGCGAAGCUUCAUGGCCUUGAUCUCUUCCCGAGCAUUAUACGCAUCCGACCGGCGACGGAUCGAGUCAGGAAGACUGUUUAUCCGAACCUUGAACUCAUCAUACUCACGCUUGACCCGCCUACGGUCCUUGACGAAAUCCUGACGCACCUUAUUCUUGAAAGGGUCCUUCUUCAGGCUGAAGUAAGAUUCCGGAUUUCUAGGCUCGAUAUCAUGUUUCCGGCAGAACGGGACCCAAAGGUUCGCGAAACUUGCAGCCUCAGCCAUGGCCUCAAAUUCACUAAUGGGGGUUCCUUUUCAGGGUCAGCAGUAGAGACGAAUAUGUCUACGCCUGGGAGAUCGGAUUUCCCUGUGGGAUUAGCCGGGCUCGGCGUUUCGAACUUAUCUUUCAGCACAUUGAGAUCGGUCGCGCGGUUGAUUGGGCAUAAUUUGGGCAGCUGGUCGAGCAACCAAGAGAAGGCAAACCAGAUUUCACAUACGACGGACAUGAACCACAACCAUCUGGCAUCCUCAUUCGGGUGGCUAACUCUCCAUGCCAGAAAUAGUCCGAGAACAGCCAUACGGACAAAGAUUAAGAGCCUGCUUGAAUGCAAAUUAUGCUUGUCAGAUGUUAGAAAAGCUUUAAUUCAAACCUUUGGACAACACACAGUUGUACCUAUAAGGGCUGAGCACCGCGGCCGGAAUCUUCAACUUACGGGUGAGCGGCCUCCACGGCUUUCCCAUCAUCUCAGGGGGCUGGCCGGAGGACCCUUCACUCUUUUCAUCCUCCUUAGGCCAUAUGGCAUUCCCAUACCCGUAAGUCCCCUUGGUCUCAAAAAGCCACCUGUUGUGGUCAAAGUCGACCCCUGUCUGGCUCCUCAUCAGGCUCGUCGACUUCAUCAGCGACAGCCUCCUCUCCAUCUUGGACAGCGUGAGCGCUGGCGCAGGCGGGUCAGCAAGCGAGACGUCCGUGUUCUUGUAAGGCUCCUUGCAGCCUGGGCAGAUGCCAUCCCCUGUCUUGAGGGCAUCGUUGAAGCAGUCGCGGCAGAUCUUGAAAUCGCAGUCACACGGGAGGAUAUCGGCCCCACGGCCGUCGGUCACGACCUUGCCAUCGCAGCCCUGGACGGCGCACGACGAGCCCUUGACGCCGGCCAUCUGUGGGUGGCUGGCCUCCGACUCCAUCACCUUAUCCAUGAGGUGGGCACGGGUGACGCUGUUGUAGCCUCCCGUGAAGAGGGAGCUUGA
Striga asiatica is the source of this 1350-nucleotide messenger RNA. NCBI's taxonomy places the organism in Eukaryota, Viridiplantae, Streptophyta, Magnoliopsida, Lamiales, Orobanchaceae. The record is from the annotation of a GenBank genome assembly.